Molecule: messenger RNA, 396 nt
Organism: Necator americanus (New World hookworm)
Lineage: Eukaryota; Metazoa; Nematoda; Chromadorea; Rhabditida; Ancylostomatidae
Exons: 1
Coding region: 1-396 (131 amino acids)
Source: RefSeq, a predicted model, not a curated record
AUGGAAGCCUUCAACAACCAAGCCCUCCCUAAUCAGUACGUAAAGGUACUUCGAGAGUUGCACAGUAAUUUCACGGCCAAAAUUUCGCCAUUCUACAAGAAUAUCAUCGUUGAUGUGAAGAGAGGGUUCCGACAGGGUGAUACAAUCUCACCCAAAAUAUUCACACUCACCCUCGAAAAGGCAAUGCGAAAGCUGGAAUGGGGCGACAGAGUGAAGGUUAAUGGUCGGCAGCUACACCAUUUGCGCUUUACUGAUGACAUCGUACUGAUGACACCUAGCACCAGUCAAGCGGGAGGUAUCCUGGCCGAAUUCGACGAAACAUGCAACAUGCGCAUGCAUCGUUCUUCAGUUGAAUCUGCAAAAGAAGAUGUUCAUGCAGAACGGAUGGGUUUCUGA